Molecule: messenger RNA, 1816 nt
Organism: Morus notabilis
Lineage: Eukaryota; Viridiplantae; Streptophyta; Magnoliopsida; Rosales; Moraceae
Product: probable arabinosyltransferase ARAD1
Exons: 4
Coding region: 2-1411 (469 amino acids)
Molecular function (GO): glycosyltransferase activity
Source: RefSeq, a predicted model, not a curated record
AAUGCUCAAUAUUCCUCUUCGCCUUCUUACCAAAAUCCAUGGCGUAGUCCGUACCACUCAGCAGCAGCAGCACAGAGAGAGUGCUAGUCUCGUCGCCAGAUCCCCCAAGAUGUACGGAAAAAAAGCGGCCAUAAUCUCUCUGUUCUUCGUGAUCGUCCUCGUCAUCUCCUACUCAAUGUCGAUCGGGACCGUCGAUCUCCGGUCCUACUUCUUCCCCCUGCUACAGUCACCGCCCGGUGCACGCCCCCUCUGUGCAACCAUCGCCUCUCCUCUUCCUCUCCGUGUCUUCAUGUACGAUCUCCCCCGCCGCUUCAACGUCGGCAUGCUCAACCGCCGGAGCUCCGACCAGGCGCCGGUCACCGCCCAAACUUGGCCGCCCUGGCCGAAGAACUCCGGCCUUAAGCGGCAGCACAGCGUCGAGUACUGGAUGAUGGGCUCGCUUCUGUACGACGGCGAUGGGAGAGAGGUCGUUAGGGUCUCGGAUCCGGAAAUGGCUGAAGCCUUCUUCGUGCCGUUCUUCUCCUCUCUGAGCUUCAACACUCACGGCCAUAACAUGACCGAUCCGAAAACUCGGAUUGAUCACCAAUUGCAGAUUGACUUGCUCGAAUUCUUGGGGGAAUCGAAGUACUGGAAGAGAUAUGGGGGCAGAGACCAUGUGAUUCCGAUGACUCACCCGAAUGCUUUCAGGUUUCUUCGAGCGGAGUUGAAUGCGUCGAUUCAGAUUGUCGUAGAUUUUGGCCGCCACCCCAGAACCAUGUCAAAUUUGGGCAAAGAUGUAGUGGCCCCUUACGUACAUGUUGUUGACUCCUUUACAGAUGAUGACCUUUCGGACCCAUAUGAGUCUCGGACCACGCUUCUUUUCUUUCGAGGGAGGACAUUCAGGAAAGAUGAAGGUAUUGUUCGUGUGAAACUGGCAAAGGUUUUAGCUGGUUAUGAUGACGUUCACUACGAGAGGAGCGUUGCGACUGGAGAAAACAUAAAAGCGUCUUCACUAGGAAUGCGGUUAUCGAAGUUCUGCCUGCAUCCUGCAGGAGAUACUCCUUCAUCUUGUCGCUUGUUUGAUGCUAUUGUGAGCCAUUGUGUUCCCGUCAUUGUGAGCGAUCAAAUUGAGCUCCCAUUUGAGGAUGAAAUUGACUACAGCCAAUUCUCAUUGUUCUUCUCAUUUAAAGAGGCUUUGGAACCUGGUUAUAUGGUUGAGCAGCUCCGGAAAUUUCCAAAGGAAAAAUGGGUUGAAAUGUGGAGGCGGCUUAAGAACAUCUCACAUCAUUUUGAAUUUCAGUACCCACCAAACAAGGAAGAUGCUGUGGAUAUGUUGUGGAGACAAGUAAAGCACAAGGUUCCUGGAGUUAACCUUGCUGUGCAUAGAAGCCGGAGGUUGAAAGUUCCCGACUGGUGGAAGAGGAGAAGAUGAUUUCAUAAGUCCAUUAUCUUUGUACAUUCAGAAUCUUUUCACGGUUAUAAUUACAACCCUUAAGUGGGGUGAGAAUAACUAGGGAUAGUUUGUCAGCCAAAAGAAAAUAAACCUAGAGAUAGUUGCGACCCCGGAACGAGCAAGUACAUUUUUCGGAUUGCUUGGCGUCAUCUUCAUGUUCCAGAUUACAUUGGGGUCAGACAGUUUUGCUUCUUUUUUUUUUCCUGACUUCCCCAUAGAAAAGGGGAGUUUUUCUAUUGUAAUUACACAGGGAUUUUACACAUUCAGAAUUUGUUGGAGUCGAUCCUCAUUUGUUACAAUUGUAUUUCUGGAUAAUUUUAGGUUUUCUCUUGCAAAGUGAAGGAGUUGGUCUCUUUUUUCGUUUCGUCUUUGCUCGUCUCUCAU